Molecule: messenger RNA, 303 nt
Organism: Ilyonectria robusta
Lineage: Eukaryota; Fungi; Ascomycota; Sordariomycetes; Hypocreales; Nectriaceae
Exons: 2
Coding region: 1-303 (100 amino acids)
Source: RefSeq, a predicted model, not a curated record
AUGCACGUAUACCCCUUCCCCCAAACGGAUGAAUGGGAGAACCAGUGGUUCUUCUUCGACGUUCAGCUCCAUCCGUAUCAGCUGCAUUUCCGCCGCAGAGUCGAGGACGGAGACGAGUCAGCUGUUGGGAUGUGGGAAGACUCGUACGCAGAGUUAGCUCAGGUCCGUGGGCAGAUGUGUGUUCAACAUCUCGCCCCCCCUAGGGGCUGGGUGUCUCCUCACCAAGAGAAUUUGAAAGGAACUAACCGGCCCCCAUGGGAAAGGCAGCAUCGUCGGCGUGCUGAACCCUACGCUGCUGGAUGA